Drosophila mauritiana is the source of this 449-nucleotide messenger RNA. RefSeq lists its product as uncharacterized. The record is from RefSeq and is a predicted model, not a curated record. The coding region runs from base 99 to 308 and encodes 69 amino acids. NCBI's taxonomy places the organism in Eukaryota, Metazoa, Arthropoda, Insecta, Diptera, Drosophilidae. The transcript has 2 exons.
UUCAACCAGCCAUCAAACCAUCUUUUGGCAGCUUCUCAACGAGUUCCACUUUGAGUUUUGCGUUCCAGAAGUUCUUCAACAAUCAAAACCGCUUCAAAAUGUUCAAGCUGUUCGUAUUCUUCGCCUUCUGCCUGGCUUUGAGCUAUGCCGCUCCAGGUUACCUGCACUCCUCGCCCAUCCUGACCAGCUCGUACCACAGUCUGCCCUCGGUGCGCGUGAUCCAGCCCAUUUGGACCACCUCGCACAGCGUUGUGCAUCCCAUCAGCUAUGGGGGAUACGGCCAUGGCCGUGGAUAUGGCUGGAUCUAGGAGGAGCCAUCUCACAAAUAGGCGUCCUCAAGACUCGGCCGCCAGAGCACCUGUCGCCCGAAGCUCAACUCAAAUUCCCCCGGAGUUUAGCCACCUCUUUGACGGACAUGCCUCCAAUAAAGUUCUGAAAUUGGUCUGAAA